GCAUCCAGCACAGCUGAGACCUUUGGCCGCCUUCUAGGCUCUUCUCGUUACAUUUGCAAACAUGUCAUGUCGCUAGUACUUGAUAACACUGUAUUUGGAAAGAAUUUGUGUAUUUCAACAGUGUUAUUAGCUACAAACUCUGCUAACUAGAGCAUUAGCCGUACCAUACUCCCACACACACAUAUGACAGCCAUUGCGGCUGCGUUUUAGGCAACCUUAGUACACAGGAAGUGUUUCCCUCGGACAUGACGCCAUUGGCUGCUGGGGCUGUCAUUUUCGGCUGAUUUUGAUGACUAGCCUUUACAUUUCUGGAGGCAUGUCAAAGAAAAGAGGCAGAAAGCGAAGCAGUGGGGAACUGAGUGACACACUAACCCCCGACCCCAACUGCAUCCUGGGACUUCGCAUUCAGCACAACUGGCGUGAGAAGGGCAACCAGAGCAAAUGGAAGGGCACCGUGCUGGACAGGCUCAGUGUGAACCCAUCGCUCUUCAUGGUCAAGUACGAUGGCUUUGACUGUGUUUACGGCAUCGAGCUCUUCAAAGACGAGCGAGUGUCCAACCUGCAGGUCCUCUCUGAAAGCGUUGUAAACAACAGGAUCAAGAUACCCCCCGGGGCUGAGGAGCUGGUGGGAAAAGCUGUGGAACAUCUUUUUGAAAAGGAGGAUGGAGAGAAGAAUGAGUGGAGGGGCAUGGUCCUGUCAAGAGCUCCUGUCAUGACCAACUGGUACUAUAUCACCUAUGAAAAGGACCCAGUGCUUUAUAUGUACCAACUGUGGGACGACUAUGCUGAUGGAGACCUUAGGAUUUUGCCUGAAGCAGAAAACAAGCACCUGUUGCCUGCUGACAGGAAGCCGGGAGAAGAGACGGAGAGCCUAGUAGGCAAACAGGUGGAGUAUGUCACCGACAAAGGCGUGAAGAGGACAGGCCUCGUCAUCUACCAAGUUCCGGCCAAGCCCUCAGUCUACUACAUCAAAUAUGAUGAUGACUUUCACAUCCAUGUCUAUGACCUGGUCAAAACCACCUAGAGGAGAGACCCCCACCCCCAACUCAUCCUUUUUAUUUAAAGCCAUAACUAAUUCAUGCUUGUGUGCAAUCUUUCUUUGCUUUUUCUUUGUAUGUUUGCACAGCACAACUGUAGCGUUCGCUGUAUUCUAUGUACGGCAUGGAGGGAGUGCAUACUUGUAUUGUUGCUGCCGAUUGGAAGUCCACCAAAUAGCCUUCCCCCGGAAAGCCUGGAUCAAGACAUCCUCAAAAAGGUACUGGCUAUGCAGAAGCAUAGUCCACGCUUUUAAGCGAUGACCAAAAUAAUUGCACAGACAGGUUACCCAGCUAACAAGCAUGGCACAAGUCAAGAUAGACAUAGACAACCCUCCAUUAAGUGGAUUUCCAGACCAAUGCUUUACAAGACAUUAAAAAUUUAAAUGUCAUUGUCGUACGGCAUCUGCUCCUUUUAACCUUUUAACUCAAGCUCCUAGGAAGAACAGCACAUUUUUUUGUUUAUCAAGCUGCCACAUGCUUGCUUCCCAAUUACACUAGAUGCCACACAAAAAAAAAAUCAUGAAGUGCCUUCAGGCCUGUCAUCUUUUGCAAUAUUGUACAUAUCUUUCAAAGAAUCAUCAUGGCGUAUGAAGGCUAUUUGUGUCUUAUUAAUAAUAGGCUGCAGACAAAUUUGUAAUAGUCGGUGUGCCCUUGUGUUGUGUUUUUGCCUCUAAAUGCAGUAUGUUCUUUAAACCAAUGCAAUGGUUGUGUAAUCUCUGAUGUUAUAACCAGGAGCACUUUAUUGUACAACGUUUACAUGUUUAGAUACGUAGAUAUCCCCUCUUCAAAAUGAUGUGUCCAAAUAUGCUUUGUUAUAUAGGCAUGAUGGUAAAAAACAACAUACAGCAGCACUUUCAGUAUUUGAUCCCGAAAAAUUGUGUACAAUUGUAUUAAGUUGCCUGUUGUGAUUAUUCUCAUAUGAAUACGUCAUCCAAACAAUAAACAGGCAGUGUGGCUCACACCAACUCUGGUUCUACUUA
Molecule: messenger RNA, 2017 nt
Organism: Doryrhamphus excisus (bluestripe pipefish)
Lineage: Eukaryota; Metazoa; Chordata; Actinopteri; Syngnathiformes; Syngnathidae
Product: spindlin-1
Biological process (GO): gamete generation
Source: RefSeq, a predicted model, not a curated record